AUGUCUAAAUAAAAAAUCUAGUAUUGCUAAAUUUGUUAAAAGGAAGAGGCAUAACACAUCUGUCCUUCUGCAGGAUGUAUUAAACCUUAAAAUAACUAAUUAAUUUGCUUCAGAUGUUACGUAGACUAGCAUGCUAAAAAUGAAAUUUCUAAGCAUAAGCCCUUAACUAAAAAUGAUUUACAAGGGUCAGCUAUUGAAAAAUCAAAAGAGUAUAUCAAAUUUUAGGAAUAAUGUUUAAAAGACAAUCAAGAAUUAUAAUAAAUGUAUGAACAAGAUCUUGAACAUAUCUUCAAUAAAAUAUUUUAAUGGCAUGGAAAUCAAAAAAAGCUUCUAAAAGAGUAAAUAGAAAGUGCUAACUCUAUUUUGAUAGAUAAUAUUAAAUAGGCUUAGACAGUUCUCUAAAAUCCGACAAUAGAUUUAUUAUUAUUUUUCCAUCUCAAUAUUAAUAAUACGAUUCAAUAAAAUUAUGAGAGAAAAAAAAAAUUAUUUAACAGAAAUAGAAAACAAGAGAUUAUGAAAUUAGAUUAUAGGACUGAAUAAUUAACUAACAAUAAUCUAAUAUUUUCAAAGAUUUUGAAUCUUGAAAAAACUAAUUAUUAAUUAAAUUCUAUUAUUUCUCAAGUAGAUAUAGUAGUAUGUUAAAUCCAUAAAAAAAAGAAUAAAUAUAUUUGUAUUCAUCCUGAUUGUUUAAGUAAAGAUAAUCAGAAACUUUAUUGUAAAAAGUGUAUGAAAUAAGAUCAUAAUUGCCACGAAUUUAAAUAAUUUGGAAAAUUGGUUGAAGAAAUAUAGAAAGAUAUUGAAGAUAAAAAAAAAUUCAUUAUUGAUCUUAAUGCAUAAAAAUAGAAUGAAAUAUUAUUAUAAGUUGAUAAACAUUUUGAAUAUAUUUGGAAUGCACAUAAAGAUAUAUAAGAAGAAUCAANAUAUUUAAAGUAUUUUUAGCUUCUUGUUCUAUUUGUUUGCCUUAAAAAUCAUAUAAUUUUUUUUAAUUAUAUGAGAAAAAGUAAUUUAUUUAAAUUUUAAUUAAGUUUAUUAUAAUUAUUGCUCUAUUAAAAAUAAGAUAUUUGAGGUGCUGAUUAAUAAUUUUUAUUGUAUGUCUAAAUAAAAAAUCUAGUAUUGCUAAAUUUGUUAAAAGGAAGAGGCAUAACACAUCUGUCCUUCUGCAGGAUGUAUUAAACCUUAAAAUAACUAAUUAAUUUGCUUCAGAUGUUACGUAGACUAGCAUGCUAAAAAUGAAAUUUCUAAGCAUAAGCCCUUAACUAAAAAUGAUUUACAAGGGUCAGCUAUUGAAAAAUCAAAAGAGUAUAUCAAAUUUUAGGAAUAAUGUUUAAAAGACAAUCAAGAAUUAUAAUAAAUGUAUGAACAAGAUCUUGAACAUAUCUUCAAUAAAAUAUUUUAAUGGCAUGGAAAUCAAAAAAAGCUUCUAAAAGAGUAAAUAGAAAGUGCUAACUCUAUUUUGAUAGAUAAUAUUAAAUAGGCUUAGACAGUUCUCUAAAAUCCGACAAUAGAUUUAUUAUUAUUUUUCCAUCUCAAUAUUAAUAAUACGAUUCAAUAAAAUUAUGAGAGAAAAAAAAAAUUAUUUAACAGAAAUAGAAAACAAGAGAUUAUGAAAUUAGAUUAUAGGACUGAAUAAUUAACUAACAAUAAUCUAAUAUUUUCAAAGAUUUUGAAUCUUGAAAAAACUAAUUAUUAAUUAAAUUCUAUUAUUUCUCAAGUAGAUAUAGUAGUAUGUUAAAUCCAUAAAAAAAAGAAUAAAUAUAUUUGUAUUCAUCCUGAUUGUUUAAGUAAAGAUAAUCAGAAACUUUAUUGUAAAAAGUGUAUGAAAUAAGAUCAUAAUUGCCACGAAUUUAAAUAAUUUGGAAAAUUGGUUGAAGAAAUAUAGAAAGAUAUUGAAGAUAAAAAAAAAUUCAUUAUUGAUCUUAAUGCAUAAAAAUAGAAUGAAAUAUUAUUAUAAGUUGAUAAACAUUUUGAAUAUAUUUGGAAUGCACAUAAAGAUAUAUAAGAAGAAUCAAAUUCUAUUCUAAUUAAUUUAUUUUUAAUUGAAUAACAUACUCAAUAAAAGUUUAAUGAGAUUGAAGAGGAAGCUGUUUCUCAAGACAUAUUAUUAAAUGGUAAAUUAAUUUCAAGAACAAAAGAAUAGAUUAAUUAAUAAUUUUAGGCAACUUAUUAAGGAUUCAUAGAAAAGAUGGAAUUAGAUUUAAAAAAUAGCAAGAAAGAUUUAUUAUCAAAAUGUUAAUUAAUAGAUGAUAUAAAACUAAAUUUAGAAUAGGAGAGAUCCAAGCUUCAAACUUAAAUUUCAUAAUUAAAUAGAAAAAUACUUAACCAAGAGGAUAUCAUAAAAGAUUUAAGCAAAGAAAAUUAAUUUAAAUAAAUGAAAUCAUCUUUAGAUGUGAUUAUUUCUAAUUAAAAUUAAUAAUCUAAAUAAUCUGUUUAACAAUUAUAGUUUAUUUAAGAUUUAUUAAAAAAGUUAAAUGAUAUCAAUUACAAUAAUGAAUUCAAGUAACAAAAAUAAUUGAUAGAAAAUCUUAUAAACGCUCAAAAUUAAUAAUCCAUUCAAAGACAUAAGGAAGUUUAAGAUUUUCAAUCAUAAUUGAUUUAAUAGACCUAAACAAAAUCAAAAGGAUAUUUAGAUUAAUAAAAAAUUAUUUUAACAGAAAUAAACUAAUAGGCUUAAUAAUUGGAAAACUUAAAUAAUAUAACAUCCAAAACGGAAUCUUAAUAAUCAAUAGCUGUGGAAUAAUAAAAUUAAGAAUAAAAAAUGCAUAAAUAAAUUUAAGAUUAAGUUUAAAAAUAAUAAUAGAAUUAAGAGUAUCAAAAUUAAGAUAUUUAAUAAUCGUUUUAAAAAAGAAGAUAUAAAAUAACUUAAAACUAAAAUUCAUCAAAACAAUAAAAUAAUGAAGAUCAAGCUAAUAUAAAAGUAACUCAAACAAAUAAUUCAAAAUAUAGAGUAAAUCAAACAAAUAAGUCAAAUAAUAUUUAUCCAGAUUAAACUCCUCCUAGUAUAUUUCGUGAAUAGAGCGAAAAAUAACUUCCAUUUGUACAUAAAUAUUAAUAAAGCGAAAGCUAAUUAAAUUAAUUAAAUUCAUCAAAAAUUAAAACAUGUGAAGAUGAAUCAAAAAGUGGACUACCUGUACCUCGAGCAGAUCCGAUUUAUAAUUCAUUAUAUAUAUCCUCUUAUUAUACCAACGAUUAAUAAGUUUUAAAAAAACCCUCCACUCUAACAGAAUAUUUAAGCUUUUCUGAAAGGAAUAAGAGUUUACAUGAGAACAUCUACAAAAGUUAAGUAAUAAAUUCAACUCAAAAGACACCAAAGAAUAGUUGAGAAUAUUUAAGAUAAUAA
Messenger RNA from Paramecium sonneborni, 3337 nucleotides. The record is from the annotation of a GenBank genome assembly. NCBI's taxonomy places the organism in Eukaryota, Ciliophora, Oligohymenophorea, Peniculida, Parameciidae.